GUAGAGCCGUGGCGGCGGCGGCUAGGGGGCGCUGUAGGAACCCCUGGGCGACGCUAUUGCAGCAGCUGGGAAAGCGAGGCUCGAGCCGCGGCGCGCGCUCUUGGGGCUGCGGUGGUGGUCGCGCGCGCUCUCUUGGCGGCCUUCUGUCUCGGUGGUCGUUGGGCCGAGGCGGGAAUGUUCCGCAAAGCGCGGCGCGUGAACGUGCGGAAGCGGAACGAGUCGGAGGAGGAGGACGACGAGCGGGAAGAGGAGCCGCCGCAGGCACAGCAGGUGCCGCCGCAACUGCCCGGAGGAGAUGGGCCUAUGGGUGAGGCCGGUCCGCCGUUUCCAAAGCUGCCUCUCCUGCCGCUCCCGACCGGCUGCGUUCCCCUCGUUACUCCCGCGGGCAGCGGCCCUGGCGGCUUCGCUUUUGGCAGCGCCGAGUCGGUUGGCCGGGGAGGCCCGCUCUUGACGGGUCUGCCGCUGCAGACGCCGCCUGUGCCGCCGCCGCCGCCGCCUGUGCCGUCGUCUCCUUCGCAACAGCCGCCGCAGCCCUCGACAGGAAACAAUGGCCUGGUGACGGUUUCUUCUAGGGCCAAGGAGCGGAAGAACAAAAACAGGGAAGCGGCAGCGCCUCCGCCGCGCGGGAGCCUCAAGCUUCUCAGCUUCCAGGACGAGGAGGAGGAAACUGAAGAAGUUUUUAAAGUAAAGAAAUCAAGUUACAGCAAAAAGAUAGUAAAGCUGCUUAAGAGAGAAUAUAAAGAAGAUCUUGAAAAAUCUAAGAUAAAAGUGGAAGCUAAUUCUUCAGCUGAUGUUGAACAGUCUGUUGACAAAACAGGGCAAACUAAAGAUGCUGUCCAAGAAGAUGGGGCUGCAAAUAGUGAACAAGGAGAAGAGGAGAUGGAAGUUGAAAGUGAGAAGGAAGAAGAAAAACCAAAAGCUGCAGGAGCUUUCUCAAGUGCUUUGUCCUCUCUGAAUGUUUUGCGUCCAGGAGAAAUCCCAGAUGCUGCUUUUAUUCAUGCUGCUAGGAAAAAGCGCCAAAUGGCUCGUGAGCUUGGAGACUUUAUACCACUUGACAAUGAUCCUGGGAAAGGGCGCCUAGUUAGAGAAGAUGAAAAUGAUGCCAGUGAUGAUGAUGAUGAUGAUGAGAAGCGAAGAAUAGUCUUUUCAGUGAAAGAGAAGUCUCAGAGGCAAAAGAUUGCUGAAGAAAUAGGUAUUGAAGGAAGUGAUGAUGAAGCUCUCGUUACGGGGGAACAGGAUGAAGAACUCAGUCGGUGGGAACAAGAACAGAUACGUAAAGGCAUUAAUAUACCUCAGGUUCAAGCAAGUCAGCCUGCUGAAGUGAAUAAUCUAUAUUACCACAAUACCUACCAGACAAUGCCUUAUGGUUCCUCUUAUGGCAUUCCUUACACAUAUGCUGCUUAUGGAUCUUCAGAGACAAAGUCUCAAAAAUCAGAUAACACAAUUCCUUUCAAAACUCCCAGUAAUGAGAUGACUCCUGUUUCUAUAGAUUUGGUAAAGAAACAGCUUAAAGACAGGUUGGACUCAAUGAAAGAAUUUCAGAAAGGAAAUCAGCAACAACAUGAGAAACAUCAGCAAAGCCGUGAAGACUCUAUCAAGACAAUUGAAAGAUUGGAAGGGUCUUCUGGGGGUAUUGGUGAACGGUAUAAAUUUCUGCAAGAAAUGCGAGGGUAUGUCCAAGACUUGCUUGAGUGUUUCAAUGAAAAGGUGCCCCUGAUUAACGAACUCGAGUCAUCAAUGCACCAGCUGUACAAACAGCGAGCUUCCCGCCUUGUCCAAAGACGACAAGAUGAUAUUAAAGAUGAAUCUUCGGAGUUUUCAAGCCAUUCAAGUAAAGCACUGAUGGCACCAAAUCUUGACUCUUUUGGACGAGACAGAACACUGUACCAAGAACAUGUAAAAAGACGGACUGCUGAAAGAGAGGCUAGAAGAGCUCGUCGCAGACUUGCUAGAGAGCAAUCUGGAAAGAUGACUGAUCACCUUGAAGGACUUUCUAGUGAUGAUGAAGAAACUUCAACAGAUACUACCAACUUCAAUAUGGAGCGAGAUCGCAUCUUGAAGGAGUCCAGCAAAGUUUUUGAAGAUGUGUUAGAAAACUUUUACUCCAUUGACUGCAUUAAGUCACAGUUUGAAGCCUGGCGUUCCAAGUAUUUCUCUUCUUACAAGGAUGCAUAUAUUGGCCUUUGUCUACCCAAGCUGCUUAAUCCUUUAAUAAGACUUCAGUUGCUUACUUGGAACCCUUUGGAGGACAAGUGCCAAGAUUUUGAAAGAAUGUUAUGGUUUGAAUCCUUGCUAUUUUAUGGAUGUGAAGAACAUGAACAAGAGAAAGAUGAUGCUGAUGUUUCACUGUUGCCUACUAUUGUGGAAAGAGUGGUUCUGACUAAAUUAACAGUACUUGCUGAAAAUAUAUGGGAUCCCUUUUCUACAACACAAACAUCUAGAAUGGUAGCCGUUACCCUGAAACUAAUAAAUGGGUAUCCUUCUGUGAUACAUGCAGAAAACAAAAACACACAGAUGUUACUGAAAGCUCUUUUGCUUAGAAUGAGGAGAACGCUAGAUGAUGAUGUAUUCAUGCCUCUUUAUCCCAAAAAUAUUUUAGAAAACAAGAACUCUGGUCCUUAUUUGUUUUUCCAGCGGCAGUUUUGGUCUUCUGUAAAGCUACUAGGAAACUUUCUGCAGUGGCAUGGAAUCCUUUCAAACAAAACUCUGCAAGAACUGUCAAUAGAUGGCCUGCUAAAUAGAUACAUCCUUAUGGCUUUUCAGAAUUCUGAGUGUGGAGAUGACAGCAUUAAGAAAGCUCAACAUGUAAUCAGCUGUUUUCCUAAACAGUGGUUCGCUAAUCUUAAAGGAAAUAAAACAAUAUCACAUUUAGAAAACCUUUGUAGAUACCUUGUUCAUCUUGCUGAUACAGUAUACCGAAACAGCAUUGGAUGCUCUGAUGUAGAGAAAAGAAAUGCAAGGGAGCAUAUAAAACAGAUAAUAAAACUUCUAGCAAGUAUUCGAGCACUGGACCAUGCUGUAAUAGUUGCAAAUGAGCAUAACAUAAAAGAAUUAAAAAUUUUAAUUGAAGGGAAAUAAAUUGGCAAAAUUCUGGGCUUUAAAAAUCAUUCCUGAAGUGUAAUUUUGUACAUAUGUAAAGUUUUCUUAAACUGUAAACAAUUGACUGUUUUUAAUACAAAGUGCAUUCUUAUAUACAACAUCUGUUACUAGUGUUGGUGUCUUUAAGAAAGCUGGAAGGAGAGUCUGGGAAAACUUUAAUCUGCAUCUUGUUUACAAACAACUUUUAUACUCCCCGGGUGGCCAUCUGUUCACUUAACUGCCCAGUAGAUAACUGGAAAUUGUGUAUUGUAAAAUUUGUUAACAGCUUAGGUACAAGUAUGUAUAGCCCUACAGUUUUAUUUGAAAUAAUGUCAUCUUUCAAAGAAGUGAAUAUGGUAUGAUCUCCUUAUGAGUAAAAAACUCACAAAAUAGUACCCAGUGUUUUUGGACAUAUAUUUAUUGAUUGCAUAAAUAGUUGAACAUUAACAGUUAAAUUCAAUUAAUAGUAUUUUCUUUUUAAAGUCAUACAGUUUGUAAUAGAUUACAAUUAGUAGUGAUGGCUGUCUCCAUAUUUCAACCAUGCAGUUUGGAUUCUCAUUCUGAAAACAAAAACUUCCUAAAUUAAUGUUUUCUAAUAUAUAUGUUUUUAAAUCCCUUUAUCUUAUAUCAGGAAUAUAUUUCUGUUUCACAGUUCAGUUUUGAAGCCUCCCAAAUCCACAUGCUGCUUAUGUUAUGAGCACAUUGAAUAUUCCAGAAAGUUACUUUCAUUGCUUAAUAAAAUUUUAAAGAAUUACUUUUAAGAGCCAUGUUGUCACCAAGAUCAGUUUGAAUUCUGAAGAACACAGUCAUUGUCAGGAUGUUUGAUAGCCUUGUUUAUCUUCAGGUGCAUUUCUUCAUACUUGAGUAAAGUAGCAGUUGGAAUACUGAAUAACAUUGGAUUAUUGUAUUUCAUGAAGCUCCUUGUUAUGUGAUGUAAAGAAAAUAUUAAAUGUACAGUCUGCUUUUUGGA
This is a messenger RNA of Eublepharis macularius, 4048 nucleotides long. It is a transcript of the gene PAXBP1, whose product is annotated as PAX3 and PAX7 binding protein 1. Gene Ontology annotation, biological process: mRNA splicing, via spliceosome; positive regulation of transcription by RNA polymerase II. NCBI's taxonomy places the organism in Eukaryota, Metazoa, Chordata, Lepidosauria, Squamata, Eublepharidae. The coding region runs from base 175 to 3078 and encodes 967 amino acids. The transcript has 18 exons. Gene Ontology annotation, molecular function: DNA binding. The record is from RefSeq and is a predicted model, not a curated record. Gene Ontology annotation, cellular component: nucleus.